Chrysoperla carnea is the source of this 471-nucleotide messenger RNA. Its product is annotated as complex III assembly factor LYRM7. The transcript has 4 exons. NCBI's taxonomy places the organism in Eukaryota, Metazoa, Arthropoda, Insecta, Neuroptera, Chrysopidae. Gene Ontology annotation, biological process: mitochondrial respiratory chain complex III assembly. The record is from RefSeq and is a predicted model, not a curated record. Bases 103 to 453 code for a protein of 116 amino acids.
UAAAUACGUGCAACCAACUUAACUUAAAUAAAAUACAAAAGUUUAUCUAAAUUAAGACUAAAUUCAUCUAAAAAAUUUUAAUUUUAUUUGCUUUAAUUAAAAAUGAGUUCUUCACGUUCAGAGGUACUAAAAAUUUUCAAAAUGUUACAUCGCACUAGACAACAAGUAUUCGAUGGAGAUUUAAGAGCUUUAAAUGCUGGACGUGAUAAAAUUAAUUUAGAAUUUAAGCAAAAGAAACAUGUGUCUAAUGAAGAAUCCAUAAACGAGUUGUUAAAAUUAGCCAAAGAUGUGAAUAAAGAAUUAAGAGAAUCAGUUAUUCAAGCACGGGAAGUUAAACCAAAUGUUUAUGCUGUAAAAAUAACUGAAGAAACUUAUAAGUUUGAGAAUUCCCCAUUUCAAGAUAUUCCAGAGGAUCAAUUACCAAAACGAAGAACCAAAAAAUGUAAAAAAUAAAUGUUAGUUUUAUUGAAU